AUGAUUAUCGGUGGCCUGGAAAUGAAUGAUUAUGAUAUUAUAUCGUUGCAUAUUCCUUACAGUCCUGGAUGGGAUAUUCGCAUUAAUGAGAUUUGGUUCUUUCAGGAUCUCGCCCCAUUUAAUCCCAAGAACAAAGAUCGCCGACUCCACCGUCAUCCGGCCUUUUUUGGUAUGGCGGAGGAAUGUCUUGGAGACUGUUACGAGUUCUGCCCCGAUCCAGUUGACGAGGACGAGCUGAAGCUUCAAAAGGAAGAAGAUGAGCAAUAUGAUCCAACAACUGAACGUCCUUCCUCUGAGGAUGACUGGAGCUCAGAUGAUAAUGGGGUGGUGUCUAUGAAUGAAGACGCUGAAGAAGAUAUUGACGAAAAUACAGAUGAAGAAGUGAGCGGAGAUGAAAGCGACAGCGACGAUGCCUCCAAGAAAGGCAACAAUGAGCCACUGCAGACUCCCAAUCCCGGUAAAUUUCUCGAUGAAAAGGAAGACAAACCGGACGUCUUUGAUAUCAAUGCUGCCGAUUGGGACUUUGCAUUCACUCCUCUCGACUACGCUAUUCUUUUCGCCUCUAUGCCGGUCAUUGAUGUGUUGCUCGAUGAACCGGAUAUCGACCUCUCUAUUGGUACCAAAGCCAAGUACCACGGCGCUCCUACUAUUCACCCACUCACUCUCACUAUGUAUCACGAGGACGAAAACGAAGCGGUAAUGGGCGAAGUAUACCACUCAAGAGUCAACCUAAUAUCAGAGCUACGGAAGUAG
Messenger RNA from Marasmius oreades (fairy-ring Marasmius), 753 nucleotides. RefSeq lists its product as uncharacterized. The transcript is spliced from 5 exons. Bases 1 to 753 code for a protein of 250 amino acids. The record is from RefSeq and is a predicted model, not a curated record. NCBI's taxonomy places the organism in Eukaryota, Fungi, Basidiomycota, Agaricomycetes, Agaricales, Marasmiaceae.